AUGCUGCAGUUCAAUCACCAAAUCAUCGAUGAUGGCGGCAGCGCCCGCGACAACAAAGCAAUCCUAGGGCUCGACCUGCAGAGCGCCUUCGAUAAGGUUAAACACGCGGCGAUUCUGUCCCAAGUCUCCAAGCUCAACAUGGGAGAAAGAUCCUACAACUACAUCAAGGACUUCCUCACGGACAGGACCAUCGAGCCACGAGCAGGCGACCUACAGACGCAAGAGAAGAAGCUCGGGAGCACCGGCACACCGCAGGGAUCGGUCAUUUCGCCGAUGCUGUUCAACCUGGUAAUGAUCGGAGUGGUCGAAAAGCUCGGGCACAUCGAAGACGUCAGGCACAUCAUCUACGCGGACGAUAUCACGAUAUGGGUGACUGGUGGCAGCGACGCCCACAUCGAGGGCGCGCUACAAGCCGCCGUCGACGCAAUAGAAGACCAGCUGGAAGAAGACGCUCAAUCAAGAACACUCCCACCGCGGCUCGAGGCAGCCGCGAAGAGCUACGACCGACACGAUCAGCUCUGGGCCGUGCAGCAGGCCCUCGAGGCGCUCGAAAGGCACGGACCCAGCGAGCCGGCAGCAGCGAGCGGAGAACCGCGCCGAUGGAGGAUCUUCAGCGUUCCCAACGUCAGUGAUGUCCCCUCCGCAAGUCGCUGGACGCAGUUUUCCCGGGAGGCAGUGCUGGGUGAGCGACGCCUUGUUGCACUCGGCGUGAAGACGGCGCUGGAAGACCUGUUUCGGGCGGGUGACCGUGACCGGGGGACACGGAGUCGUAGGGCAAACGAGAUCCUGGCGUCCGCGAGGUAG
Molecule: messenger RNA, 804 nt
Organism: Dermacentor albipictus
Lineage: Eukaryota; Metazoa; Arthropoda; Arachnida; Ixodida; Ixodidae
Source: RefSeq, a predicted model, not a curated record